This is a messenger RNA of Fraxinus pennsylvanica, 912 nucleotides long. NCBI's taxonomy places the organism in Eukaryota, Viridiplantae, Streptophyta, Magnoliopsida, Lamiales, Oleaceae. The record is from the annotation of a GenBank genome assembly.
AUGCUCAAGGUCCCCGAUCACCAGGUUGCUGGACACAAAGCUGGUAAUGGGAAGCUUGGUCCCCUUGUAGAUGACUCCGGACAUUUCUACAAACCUCUUCAGGGUGAUGAGCGUGGAUCCAAUGAAGUUUCUUUCUAUGCAUCAUUUUCUUCAAACACCAGGAUCCCGGGCCACAUUCGCAGAUUCUUUCCGAAUUUUUAUGGCACUCAGCUUGUAGAGGCCUCCGAUGGAUCUGGCUUGCAACCUCAUCUUGUUUUGCAAGAUCUUACUUUAGGUCGAGUCAAUCCAUCAAUAAUGGACAUUAAAAUUGGUUCAAGAACUUGGCCUCCUCAAGCAACCAAGGAUUACAUCAGUAAGUGUUUGAAGAAAGAUAGAGAAAGUUCUAGCAUUCCAUUAGGAUUCAGGUUUUCAGGGUUGCAAAUUUAUGAAAGCAGAGAAUUGGGAUUCUGGAAGCCUGGGAAGAGGUCUAUUAAGUGUCUUUCAGCUGAUGAAGUUAAAUUAAUUCUGAGAAAGUUUGUUUCUUCUCAUGCGUCUGAAGAAAUGGAUUCAAAACCAGAUUGCACUUUUGCGUCAGUUGUUUAUGGUGGUUCAGCUGGUAUUUUAGCACAGUUAUUGGAGUUAAAAGCAUGGUUUGAGGAUCAAACCAUUUAUCAUUUUUAUUCUUGUUCUGUUCUUAUGACAUACGAAAAGGAGCUAAUAUCAAAUGGAAAGAGCCCAAAUGCAGAGAUCAAGCUCGUUGAUUUUGCACACGUUGUUGAAGGCAAGGGCGUUAUUGACCACAACUUCUUGGGUGGGCUCUGCUCGUUGAUAAAGUUCAUUUCUGAGAUCCUUACCACACCAGACGAGUGCACAACUGAAUCUUCUUCAGAAGAUUUUCGGAAGAAUAGGAUUUCUGAGGACGGUGCGCCUUGA